Messenger RNA from Erigeron canadensis, 746 nucleotides. RefSeq lists its product as uncharacterized. The record is from RefSeq and is a predicted model, not a curated record. NCBI's taxonomy places the organism in Eukaryota, Viridiplantae, Streptophyta, Magnoliopsida, Asterales, Asteraceae. Bases 7 to 462 code for a protein of 151 amino acids. The transcript has 2 exons. Gene Ontology annotation, molecular function: zinc ion binding; nucleic acid binding.
AAGUAUAUGACAAGAAGACCGACCAACAAUCAACUUCGAACAUCUUCUGUUUCAUCUUAUGUCAAGAACAACCAAGCUCCCAAAUUUGAUCAGUACCCGAGAAACACAACUGGUGAAAAGAAGUUUGAAUCUCCAAGGUCUCUUGAGAAGAAAGUUGCUGAACGGAAACUUGAAGAAAGGAAAUGCUACAACUGUGGUCAAACUGGUCAUUUAGCAAUCAAUUGUUCCAAGCCUCGUCAGAAGAACUCCACAUACUAUCAAAACAAACUCAUGUUAGUGAAGCAACAAGAAAGUGGAGUUGCUCUUCUUGCUGAAGAUGACAAAUGGCUACAUCUCUCUGAUGAAGAAACUGAAGAACUUGCUGCUAAUGUGUGCUUCAUGACUAAGAUCAAGCGUUCCAAUGAGCUGAGUGAUGAAAGUAACAAAUCGGAAACUGAUGAUGAUGAGGUGACUUAUGCUUAAACUGUCGAAGUAUUUGGCUUCCUAAAGAUAGACAUUUACAUGCAUCUAGGAGAGUCAAGUCUGAUAAACAGUCACCUUCUGAGAAACAAGUUUGGGUUCGGCGUAGGACUAGUUCUCUAGAUAGUUUCAAGUCAUGUAGGACUAGCUCCGAUUAAUUUUCAUCCUUCUCAAAACAUUGUAAUUUUCAUAUGUCUGUAAUUUGUAUUUCAUAUUUGAACUCGUUUGUGUGUGCCUUUAUUUUUCAAUAAAUGAUUAGAUGUGUUGUGUGCUUGUUAUGUAGUUCA